GAUACGGAAAUCCAGGUGGAUUCAGCACAUUAAUCAUCUUGUUUUCUUGCACUUCUUUCUUCAAUUCGAGUAACAUGGCAGGGACAUCGCGGCAUGACCGAGAAAUGGCAAUCAAUGCCAAAAAGAAACUGGCAGAGUGUUCAGACCCCAUUGAGCGCCUGAGGCUGCAGUGUUUGGCACGAGGAUCAGCAGGAAUCAAAGGACUGGGCAGGACUUUCAGGAUCAUGGACGAUGACAACAGUCGCACACUUGACAUGAAAGAAUUUCUGAAAGGCCUGAAUGACUAUGGUGUGCUCAUUGAAAAAGAGGAGGCAAUGAAACUUUUUCAGCAAUUUGACAGGGACGGCAGUGGAGUCAUUGACUUUGACGAGUUUCUUAUCACACUAAGGCCACCGAUGUCUAAUGCUAGAAAGGAGGUGGUGUUACAGGCAUUUAAAAAGCUGGAUAAGACAGGAGAUGGUGUGAUUACAGUUGAGGAUCUGAGAGGUGUAUACAGUGCCAAAAAUCACCCCAAAUAUCAGAAUGGCGAAUGGAGCGAAGAGCAAGUAUUCCGCAAAUUCCUGGACAGUUUUGACUCUCCAGAUGACAAGGAUGGGAAGGUCACAAAAGAGGAGUUUAUGAAUUACUACUCUGGUGUGAGUGCCUCCAUUGACACAGACGUCUACUUUAUAAUAAUGAUGAAAAAUGCUUGGAAGCUUGACUAACCUUCUGAAACAUCUUUUUUAGGGUGACAAAAGAUGAAUUUUGGAACUACUAUAGUGGAGUCAGCGCCUCCAUCGAUAGCGAUGUGUAUUUUAUUUUAAUGAUGAAGAAUGCAUGGAGGCUAUGAGUGAUUAUGCUUUUAAACGGGU
Myxocyprinus asiaticus (Chinese sucker) is the source of this 851-nucleotide messenger RNA. It is a transcript of the gene capslb, whose product is annotated as calcyphosine-like b. Bases 75 to 704 code for a protein of 209 amino acids. Gene Ontology annotation, molecular function: calcium ion binding. NCBI's taxonomy places the organism in Eukaryota, Metazoa, Chordata, Actinopteri, Cypriniformes, Catostomidae. The transcript has 6 exons. The record is from RefSeq and is a predicted model, not a curated record.